UAUUAGUAGAGAUCAUAAGAAAAGCCCAUUGCAACAACACACAAAAUUUGCCCAUUCUCUCUCUCUUCAUGAACCUCUGUUUUCUGCAUCCAUUUAAACUUACCUGCACAUCCAAAGCUCAUUCAUUCACACUGCCCCCACCUAUCUAAUCACUGCACAAAUACAAUUAUUGAUCAGGGUCUGUGUUAAAAGGCACCAUUUCCUCUUUUUUCUUUUUGGAAGAAGACAAAAACAGAGCACAACAGGGGAAAACAGAGCAAAAGGUGAAAUAUGGUGAGUGACCAAAGAAUAGCAGAGGAGACCCUGCAGGAGUCCAAGGUGGCUGCUUUGGAGACCAGUGGCACAAUGAGCGGACCCCUCGUCGGAGCCGCCACCAGGACCCGCCGCCGCCGGAGGGUGGAGGCUAUGCAACUGGUUCUGAGAGGGUUGUGCAUGGCCUCCUCUGUUGCUUCAAUCUCGCUCAUGGUCACUGCUAAGGAAUCCAGUUCUGUCAGUAUUUAUGGCUUUCAAUUACCUCUUCACUCCAAAUGGUCUUUCUCUGAGUCAUACGAGUAUCUUGUUGGGGUUUCUGCUGCUGUUGCAGCUCAUUCCUUGCUUCAACUACUCAUUGGCAUGUCCAGAUUUCUUAGGACUUCUUCUGUGAUACCUUCCAGAAAUCAUGCAUGGCUUAUUUUUGCUGGGGAUCAGGUAUUUGCAUAUGCAUUGAUGAGUGCUGGAUCUGCUGCAUCUGGGGUGACCAAUCUGAAUCGCAGAGGAAUUAGACACACGGCUCUGCCAAAUUUUUGCAAGCCUUUGCACAAGUUUUGUGACCAUGUUGGGAUCUCAAUAGCCUUCACUUUCACCAGCUGCUUUUUGCUGGCUACAUCUGUUGUCCAAGAUGUAAUAUGGCUCUCCCAACACUGAAAACUUUCUCAUCAGUGUUCAUGUUCAUGAUUUUUAGUAUGCUAUGAAGCCACUGUAGUCAUCACUUCUGUCAAUGAGUUCCAUGUUAAUACGAUUGCUAUGAACAAUCUUAUACUUUUUUACGUAUGUUA
Messenger RNA from Vigna radiata var. radiata (mung bean), 1034 nucleotides. Its product is annotated as CASP-like protein 3A1. The coding region runs from base 271 to 903 and encodes 210 amino acids. The record is from RefSeq and is a predicted model, not a curated record. Lineage: Eukaryota; Viridiplantae; Streptophyta; Magnoliopsida; Fabales; Fabaceae. The transcript has 4 exons.